Messenger RNA from Saprolegnia parasitica CBS 223.65, 1756 nucleotides. RefSeq lists its product as hypothetical. Gene Ontology annotation, biological process: regulation of gene expression. Gene Ontology annotation, cellular component: cytoplasm; nucleus. Gene Ontology annotation, molecular function: mRNA binding. NCBI's taxonomy places the organism in Eukaryota, Oomycota, Saprolegniomycetes, Saprolegniales, Saprolegniaceae. The record is from RefSeq and is a predicted model, not a curated record. Bases 26 to 1687 code for a protein of 553 amino acids. The transcript is spliced from 7 exons.
AUCGCACGUCGAGAGCAGUGAUUCCAUGGCCGACAACGAUCCGGUCGCCAAGGCCCGCGCGAUUGCCGCGCGUCUCGCCAUGACCGUUCCUUCGGACAACAGCGUGCUCGGGAAGCGCAAGAACCGCUUCGAGGACGACAUGGACGGCCGGAAGAAGAAGAAGGUGUACAUCCCCGUUGAAAAGUACCCUGACAUCAACUUCAUGGGUCUCCUCAUUGGCCCUCGCGGAUCGAACCAGAAGCGCAUGGAAGACCUCUCGGGCUCGCGCAUUCUUAUCCGUGGCCGCGGCUCGGUCAAGGAAUCCUUUGGCGAUCCCGAUGAAAACGAUGAUAUGCACGUGCUCAUCACGGCCGAUACGGACGACCAGAUUGCCAAGGCCCAAGAGCUGGUCGAAGACAUUCUCUUUAACCCCGAGAAGGCCAUGAAGUUGAAGCAGGAGCAGCUUCGCCAGGUCGCCGAGAACAACGGGUCCACCGAGAUUACGCACUAUGGCCCGCUCGGCGGCGGUAUCGGCGGCGAAACCAUGUUCAAGAUGUCGGUGCCCCGUGCGCUGGUCGGCUUGAUCAUUGGCCGCGGUGGCGAAACCAUUCGCGACUUGCAGAACAAGAGCGGGAGUCACAUUCAAGUCGGGCGCGAGGACGACGGCGGUCCGCCCACGGAGCGCAUUGUGCAGAUUGCAGGCACGCCGGCGCAGGUCGAGAUUGCGCGCAACAUGAUCAACGGUAUCUUGGGCGAUCGCGUCGAGGGCGGGCGCCGGGACCGCAACGAGCCGCCGCCGGACGCGCUCAAGCUCGUCGUACCGAACGACAAGGUCGGCCUGAUCAUUGGCCGCCAAGGCGUCACCGUCAAGGGCGUCCAGCAGCGCACGGGGGCCAACGUUGUUGUGCCGUCGGCGCCCGACAGCGAGAACCCGAGCCUGCGUACGCUCAUCAUUACGGGCACGUCGGAGGCGAAGGAGGCGGCGCGCGUCGAAAUUCAGAUGCUUGUCAACGACCAGCAAAACUUGCUGCCGCAGGGCGCCAACACCAUCUACAUGCAACUGCCAAACGAUCGGGUUGGGAUUGUCAUUGGCCGCCAAGGUGCCAACGUCCGCGCGAUCCAAGAGCGCCACGAUUGCCGCAUUCAAAUUCCCAACGUGCCGGACCCGGGCUCGAUGCCGGAAGUGCGCACGAUCUCGAUUGCGGGCCCGACGCAGCACGCAGUGCAGAUGGCCAAGGCCGAGAUUGACGCGAUCCUGCUCAACGACUCGGCGCGCAACUACAACAGCAACUCGCACUAUGGCGAGCAGUCGCGCGGCAGCGGCACGUACGGCACGGUUGACCCGUAUGCCCCGCAUUAUCAGCAACAGUACUACCAGCAGCAACAACAGCAGCAGCAGUACCAGUCGUACCAGUCGUACUACGGCCCGGGCGCCGACGCAACAGCCGCGACGACGACGACGGCAGCCGCCGGUGACGCGACCUCGGAGGCUGCGGCCACCGACGCGACGGCGGCGACGGCGACGGCAGAUCCCAACGACCCGAACGCCUACUGGAAUGGCUACUACGAAUACGCUGCGUACUAUGGCGUGGACGCGGCGAACGCUGCGUGGGGCGUGACCGCGGCGGCCGACGGGUCGACAACGGCGCCUCCCGCCGCCGAGGGCUCCUCGGACGAGCCCAAGAAGGCUGACGAGGCGGCCAAGUGAGCAGCUGCGCAGGCAAGCGUCGUCGUCGUUAACCCGUUCAUCGAGGCUUUCUAUCACGUCGUCUGUCUU